AUGUCCCCAUAUCAGCGCCAACGCCAACAUCGACACCAAUUAUCUCUUGAGGGUAUUUUGGACUUUUCGCAGCCUUUUACGUUGCCGCCCCAUGAAAGCCAGGCUGCGCGAGCCAUAUUCCAGGAACUCAUCAAUAACUAUGACAGCGAACAGAGGCCGCCAAGAGGGUAUAAGCCUAUUGCACUUGUUCAAGCUACAUUUGAUCAUGUCGCAUCAAAAGAUACAUUUUUGAUGCUUUUCCUUUCAUUCUUAUAUGAAACAUUAUGUUCGAGGAGAGGUGACGGUGCUGAGUCUGAUAUUUCUCCUUACCUCGCGUAUUUUAGUGACCUGGCUUCAUGGAACUCCGCCAGGUUAAGCGAAGCCUACGGCGGUAUCGAAGCGUUCGCUGAGUUUAUAGUUGAGAACUUCUUACUUCCACGUAUGAGCCUCGUCGGUGAAGACCCCACAACCAACACCUCCAUCGUUAUCCUCAAUACAAACGCCUACGCCGACUGGGACAAGGGAGCGUAUAUCUAUACUGAGAGAACACUACGUGAAGCCCGUAAGCGUUUUGAUCAGUAUGGAGAAGAUAGCAAAGACGACGAUGGAAACCUCCUUCGAGAGGAAAUAAACGAGCGGUUCUCAUUCUUGGAGGUCGCGCAUAUCCUACCUCACUCUCUUGUAACGGUUGCUUCUGCGGACACGGAACUGAGCGAUUCAAAGAAAAACGCACUCCGAAUUCUGGAUAUGUUUGAUCCCGGCAUUAUUCAUCUUAUUGAGUACCCGAAAAUUGAUAGUCCGAUGAAUGCUUUGACAUUAACGCUGGACAAUCACCGUUUAUUCGGCGAGUUUCAGAUAUAUUUUGAACCGACCGGCAUGCCUCACGAAUAUAGAAUUGAUUCAACGGAGCGGAGCCCUUUUCUACGAGAUCCAAUUUUUCCCAUCACUCGCACACUGUCACUCAGCCCCAAUCGAACUAUUGAUCCCCCUUCUCCUCGGCUCCUCGGUGUCCACCGUGCUAUCUCGCGUAUCAUGAACCUUAGCGGCGCGGGUGAAUACAUAGACCGUAUACUUGAGGACUUGGAAAAAAUGAAUGUGAAAGAGGACGGGUCAACGAACUUGGGACAAAUAAUGAAACUGCGACUUGGUGGUUGGCCCCAUACAUUGACCGUGUUUUAG
Messenger RNA from Talaromyces amestolkiae, 1158 nucleotides. RefSeq lists its product as uncharacterized. The transcript has 4 exons. The record is from RefSeq and is a predicted model, not a curated record. NCBI's taxonomy places the organism in Eukaryota, Fungi, Ascomycota, Eurotiomycetes, Eurotiales, Trichocomaceae. Bases 1 to 1158 code for a protein of 385 amino acids.